Caenorhabditis angaria is the source of this 665-nucleotide messenger RNA. NCBI's taxonomy places the organism in Eukaryota, Metazoa, Nematoda, Chromadorea, Rhabditida, Rhabditidae. The record is from the annotation of a GenBank genome assembly.
AUGACAAUUUUAUUUACGGAAUUAAAUAUGAGAACUGUCGGUGUUUUGUUGAUUUUGGCAACAUUCGUUGUAAAUGGUCAGUUUUCCUAGUCGAUGUGAAGUAUUGAUUGAAUUAUCCAUUUUUCAGAUGUCUUUUGUGCUGCCUUUGAUGAGCGUAAAGUUCAGAAGGCCCGAGAAAGAACUGUUGAUGAUUUGGGAUACGAUCCGGGAAAACAAAUUCCAAUCGAUAUUGGGAAUACAAGACCAAUUUCUGGCAUACGGAAACCCGAAGUUGUGGUAUGUUUAAGAAUUUCUGACAUCACAAACAAUAAAAUGUUAUUUUGUAGCUUUUGAAAGAACAACACCAUUUGUUUGUUGGAGACCAAAAUAAUGCGGUUGUUUUGCAAGUCGCCCAGAAGAAAAAUGAUGGAAUACAUAGAAAUCCGUAUAAAAUUGGCGAACUUUUGGGAUAUAUCUAUGAGAAAAUUCAAUGGCCAGACCUGCCUCCACGUCGUGGAUUCACUUAUGAGAUUUUCAAUUAUAAAAAACCAGAGACAUCUCUAACUAAAGAUGGUAAUGCUCUACGUAGUAGAAGAACGAAUGUGCCGAUUCGUAAGGCUAGACUUGUGUUCACCAGAAAAACUGACAAAGCCGAUGCAAAAUUGGAGCAAGAGAAGAAGAAAUGA